Messenger RNA from Humulus lupulus (European hop), 5471 nucleotides. RefSeq lists its product as uncharacterized. The record is from RefSeq and is a predicted model, not a curated record. Gene Ontology annotation, biological process: protein phosphorylation; recognition of pollen. Gene Ontology annotation, molecular function: ATP binding; protein kinase activity. Bases 218 to 5305 code for a protein of 1695 amino acids. The transcript has 14 exons. NCBI's taxonomy places the organism in Eukaryota, Viridiplantae, Streptophyta, Magnoliopsida, Rosales, Cannabaceae.
GCUUUGCUUGCUCAAUUCAACUCCUUCUGACAAAAAAAAUAUCUUCUUUAUUAUUUUUAAAAAGAAAAAAGAAAUAGAGGGGUAUGUUGCGGGCAUUUGAUUUUUCUUUUCUUUCUGGAAAUUGGUAUUUGAAUUAAUAGAUUCUUGUGUAUGUAUUUUCUCAUCUAAACAUUAUUUAUUGCCAUCUUUGUCUUUAAAAUACUGUGUUUGUGCCCAAAUGGGUACAAAAGACAGAAUUUUCAUAGCUUUGUUCUUCAGAGUUACACUAUUCUACAUAUUUUCAUUGAAGUGUUGUUCUGCAAUUUAUAACAUAACUUCUUCCCGAGCUUUAUCUCAGGGCCAAACUCUGGUAUCCUCCAACCAACUUUUCGAGCUAGGCUUCUUUAGUCCCAAUAACUCUGCAAAUAAGUACGUGGGAAUCUGGUAUAAGCAAAUCUCACCCCUUGCAGUUGUGUGGGUGGCAAACAGAGACAACCCUCUCACAGUUGCAGACUCUCCACCAAGUCUAACCAUUGGCAGCAAUGGAAAUCUUGAGCUCUUGGAUAGAAACAACAACUCUGUUUGGUCAACCAAUGUCGAAAUCCGAUCCAAUAAUAGUUCUGUGGCAAUUCUUUCAGAUUACGGAAACUUAAUUCUCAAAGAUGGUACUCAGGACUUGUGGGAGAGCUUUAAGCAUCCUGCGGACACAUUCUUACCAGGAGCAGAGUUGGGUUUCAAUGUCAAAACUGGGGAGAGUUUUGUCCUAACUUCAUGGAAAAGCAAUAGUGACCCUGCAGUUGGAAAAUUCACUGCUGAAAUUUCAAAACAGAGACCCCCACAAGCUAUCAUUUGGGUAAACGAAUCGAAGGCAAAGCCACACUGGAGAAGUGGUCCAUGGGCUAAGAGUAAGUUCUCUGGUAUACCACAGAUGAAUACCUUUUAUCAAAGUCCAUUCAAUCUAGUAGAAGAAGCAGAGCAAGGAACAACACGCCUUCGUUUUAAUUGGGAUUACAGCAACUCUACAGUCUCAAAUAUGUUCCUCAAUUCUGGAGGUGUUUUAACAAUUGUAAGACAAGAAAAAGAUGAUGACAUUGACUGGGAUACGAACUGGGAGGCGCCGGAGACUCCGUGCGAUGUAUAUGGAGUUUGUGGACCUUUUGGGGUAUGCAACGACUUUGAAUCUCCGGUUUGUAAGUGUAUGAAAGGUUUUGGACCAAAAUCGUUAGAAGAGUGGAGCAAAGGAAACUGGACUAGAGGGUGCGAGAGACGCAGCCAAUUACUUUGCGACAAAAAUACCAGUGGCCUAGCUAAUUCGCAGAGAGGUAAAAAAGACGGAUUUUGGAAGAUAGGCAAUGUGAAAGUUCCCGAUUUUUACAAAUAUGUGGAGCCAUUAGAGCUUGAUUUUGCUGAUACGGAGAGCUGUCAAAAAUGGUGUCUGAAUAAUUGUUCUUGCAUAGCUUAUUCAUACGUGGAUAACAUAGGAUGUUUGGUCUGGUCUCAAGGCCUUAUAGAUAUCGAGCGGUUUUCAGAUGGUGGUGAAGACCUUUUCCUUCGCCUUGCUCACUCAGAACUAGUUGGUGGAGAUAAGGUAAAGAAGAUAAUCAUCAGCUUUGCAGUUCUUUCUACUGUUGGGAUCAUAGUUGUCAUAGUACUAUGUUUGAGAGCUAGAAGAGUGGGAAACAAUAAGGAGAUCACAGAGCACAUUGAUUUAAUACAGUCAAGUGACAGUUUAAAAGAUCAUCAAUUUUCAAGACAAGAUGAACCCUCCGACCUCCCUAGUUUUGACUUCGGGACCAUUUUACAUGUGACAAACAACUUCAGUUCAACAAACAAACUUGGGCAAGGAGGAUUUGGUUCUGUUUACAAGGGUAAAUUGGCUGAUGGGAGGGAAAUAGCAGUUAAAAGACUUUCUAGUAGCUCAGGGCAAGGCACAGAAGAGUUCAAGAAUGAGUUGAUAUUGAUCUCAAAACUCCAACACAGAAAUCUUGUUAGGCUCUUGGGUUGCUGCAUUGAGAAAGAAGAGAGAUUACUAGUUUAUGAGUUAAUGCCCAACAAAAGCUUGGACAAUUACAUCUUUGAUCCAAGAGGUAGAGAACAGCUGAAUUGGGAUGCACGAAUGAACAUCAUACUUGGAGUUGCCAGAGGUCUUUUAUAUCUCCAUCGUGACUCAUCUUUAAGAGUGAUACACAGAGAUUUAAAGGCCAGCAACAUUCUUUUGGAUGAGAAGAUGAACCCUAAAAUAUCAGAUUUCGGAUUGGCUCGCAUUUUCCAAGAAACGAUAGACCUGGCAAACAGUACUCAAAGGGUUGUUGGAACUUUAGGCUACAUGUCUCCUGAAUAUGCCAUGGGUGGAGUCUUUUCAGAAAAAUCAGAUGUUUUUAGCUUUGGUGUCUUGAUCUUAGAGAUAGUGAGCGGCAAGAGGAACUCUAACUUCCAUUAUUAUGAACAGAACCUUAGCCUGGUUGCUUAUGCAUGGCAAUUAUGGAGUGAAGGAAGAGGAGUAGAGUUUGUAGAUGAUGCAAUAGGCGGCUCAUAUGUUGAAUUAGAAGCAAUAAGAUGCUUACAUGUUGGGUUGUUAUGCGUACAAGAUCAUACCACAGAUAGACCAAGCAUGGCAGAUGUCGUUUUAAUGCUCGGCAAUGAAACAAAUCGUCCCCAACCCAUUCGACCUAUCUUUAUUUUUCAUAACUCCGCCAGAUCGAAAAAGCCUACUGCGUGCUCUGUCAAUGAAGCCACGGUCUCAAUGAUUGAAGGUCGUAUCAUUAAGCCAUCUUUGUCUCUACUUAAAUUCUUAGUUUGUGCUCAAAUGGGCGCAAAAGAUAGAGAUUCCAUAGCUUUAUUCUUUCGAGCACUAUUCCACCUUGUUUCAUUUAAAUGCUGCUCCGCAAUUUAUAACAUAACUUCAUCACAAGCUUUAUCUCAGGGCCAAACUCUGGUCUCCUCCAACCAAGUUUUUGAGUUAGGCUUCUUUACUCCCAAUAACACUGCAAACAAGUUCGUGGGAAUCUGGUAUAAGCAAGUCUCACCCCGAAGAGUUGUGUGGGUGGCAAACAGAGACAGCCCUAUUACAGUUGCAGACUCUCCACCAAGUCUAACCAUUGGCAGCAAUGGAAAUCUUGAGCUCUUGGAUAGAAACAACAACUCUGUUUGGUCAACCAAUGUCGAAAUCCGAUCCGAUAAUAGUUCAGUGGCAAUUCUUUCAGAUUACGGAAACUUAAUUCUGAAAGAUGAUACUCAGGACUUGUGGGAAAGCUUUAAGCAUCCUGCGGACACAUUCUUACCAGGAGCAGAGUUUGGUUUCAAUGUCAAAACUGGGGAGAGUUUUGUCUUAACUUCAUGGAAAAGCAAUAGUGACCCUGCAGUUGGAAAAUUCACUGCUGAAAUUUCAAAACAGAGACCCCCACAAGCUAUCAUUUGGGUAAACGAAUCGAAGGCAAAGCCACACUGGAGAAGUGGUCCAUGGGCUAAGAGUAAGUUCUCUGGUAUACCACAGAUGAAUACCUUUUAUCAAAGUCCAUUCAAUCUAGUAGAAGAAGCAGAGCAAGGAACAACACGCCUUCGUUUUAAUUGGGAUUACAGCAACUCUACAGUCUCAAAUAUGUUCCUCACUUCGGGAGGUGUUCUAACAAUUGUAAGACAAGAAAAAGAUGAAGACGUUGACUGGGAGACGAACUGGGAGGCACCGGAGACUCCGUGCGAUGUAUAUGGAGUUUGUGGACCUUUUGGGGUAUGCAACGACUUUGGAUCUCCGGUUUGUAAGUGUAUGAAAGGUUUUGGACCAAAAUCGCUCGAAGAGUGGAGCAAAGGAAACUGGACUAGAGGGUGCGAGAGACGCAGCCAAUUACUUUGCGACAAAAAUACCAGUGGCCUAGCUAAUUCGCAGAGAGGUAAAAAAGACGGAUUUUGGAAGAUAGGCAAUGUGAAAGUUCCCGAUUUUUACAAAUAUGUGGAGCCAUUAGAGCUUGAUUUUGCUGAUACGGAGAGCUGUCAAAAAUGGUGUCUGAAUAAUUGUUCUUGCAUAGCUUAUUCAUACGUGGAUAACAUAGGAUGUUUGGUCUGGUCUCAAGGCCUUAUAGAUAUCGAGCGGUUUUCAGAUGGUGGUGAAGACCUUUUCCUUCGCCUUGCUCACUCAGAACUAGUUGGUGGAGAUAAGGUAAAGAAGAUAAUCAUCAGCUUUGCAGUUCUUUCUACUGUUGGGAUCAUAGUUGUCAUAGUACUAUGUUCGAGAGCUAGAAGAGUGGGAAACAAUAAGGAGAUCACAGAGCACAUUGAUUUAAUACAGUCAAGUGACAGUUUAAAAGAUCUUCAAUUUUCAAGACAAGAUGAACCCUCCGACCUCCCUAGUUUUGACUUCGGGACCAUUUUACAUGUGACGAACAACUUCAGUUCAACAAACAAACUUGGGCAAGGAGGAUUUGGUUCUGUUUAUAAGGGUAAAUUGGCUGAUGGGAGGGAAAUAGCAGUUAAAAGGCUUUCUAGUAGCUCAGGGCAAGGCACAGAAGAGUUCAAGAAUGAGUUGAUAUUGAUCUCAAAACUUCAACACAGAAAUCUUGUUAGGCUCCUGGGUUGCUGCAUUGAGAAAGAAGAGAGAUUACUGGUUUAUGAGUUAAUGCCCAACAAAAGCUUGGACAAUUACAUAUUUGAUCCAAGAGGAAGAGAACAGCUGAAUUGGGAUACUCGGGUGAACAUCAUACUUGGAGUUGCUAGAGGUCUUUUAUAUCUCCAUCGUGACUCAUCUUUAAGAGUGAUACACAGAGAUUUAAAGGCCAGCAACAUUCUUUUGGAUGAGAAGAUGAACCCUAAAAUAUCAGAUUUCGGAUUGGCUCGCAUUUUCCAAGAAACGAUAGACCUGGCAAACAGUACUCAAAGGGUUGUUGGAACUUUAGGCUACAUGUCUCCUGAAUAUGCCAUGGGCGGAGUCUUUUCAGAAAAAUCAGAUGUUUUUAGCUUUGGUGUCUUGAUCUUAGAGAUAGUGAGCGGCAAGAGAAACUCUAACUUCCAUUAUUAUGAACAGAACCUUAGCCUGGUUGCUUAUGCAUGGCAAUUAUGGAGUGAAGGCAGAGGAGUAGAGUUUGUAGAUGAUGCAAUGGGUGGCUCAUAUGUUGAAUUAGAAGCAAUAAGAUGCUUACAUGUUGGGUUGUUAUGCGUACAAGAUCAUACCACAGAUAGACCAAGCAUGGCAGAUGUCGUUUUAAUGCUCGGCAAUGAAACAAAUCGUCCCCAACCCAUUCGACCUAUCUUUAUUUUUCAUAACUCCGCCAGAUCGAGAAAGCCUACUGCAUCCUCUGUCAAUGAAGCCACGGUCUCAAUGAUUGAAGGUCGUUAACACCUUUUUUUUUGGUACAAAUGUGACCUUUGUUAUUCGUUCCCUUCUUUAUGAGAUGGAAAUAGCUUAGAGGAAAAAAAAAUUCAAGGUAAAUAAUUGAAAAGAAAAAUACUAUGUGAUAAUACAACUUUUGCAUACUCUACUUUCUAGUAAUUGUUUGACCUUA